ACAUGGAGCUGAUUGUCGCCUUUUUAAUGAUCCUAGACGGUCUUGGUUUGAUCGAAAAUAGGAGUAAAUUGUCAUGUCGGACCGCAUGCUGAUAUUGUUUGCGCCCCCAAGUGGAGCAAAUUUCCGCACUAAGUAUAUCAUGCUUCUAGCGCUAAACUUGCAUGGGUUUGCCAAAAUCAGGCGAAAAAUAUCCCAUGGGUUUACAUAGGGGUUAUUUGCAGGGUGGGAGGUCCGUAUCGUGAAAUACCGUGACGUCGGCUUUGAAAUGGCCUUCGGCCUCACGAUACGGACCGACCAACCCGGUAAAUAACUUAUUAAUUUUUUUUCUAGCGCCAGCGAAAACAUACCUUAAGCGAGCAGUGCACGCAAAAUAUCAAUUCUCGGAUGUAGGGCAGUAGGAAUCUCCGGACCGCUCUAUUAGCCAAUUAGAAUGCAGGAUUCGUUACCGUGACCACUAAAAGAAAUAAGUUUAAUUGUUAUCUUCAGUUUCAUCACCAUAGUCAUUCGAGAAUUUAAAAAAAAAACAGUGGGGGUACUUGAGGAGGGGAAAAUAAUUUUUUUCAACUUGUUUCUACUCCCCCUCUGAAAAGAAUUUGUGUCCGCCCUCGAGAUCCAAUUCCUUUUAGAUUCUUUGAUUAAGUAAACGAUAAGUUUAUAAUUUCAAAUCCUAUUCAGGCUACGAUUUCCCUUCUCCUUACACAGUGACAUUGCUACACAAAAGUGUAAUCAAAAGCGGCUAGAUUCCCAAACCGAAAGGAAAUUAAUAAAAUGCAAUUUCAUAAACUAAAACUCCGGUGGUCUUAUACAAAUUUCAAUAUAUAUACAAUAUAUAUACAAGUUUCAUUAUCUAUUCUUUUAGGUGCCGUUCUCAAUAUCAAAACUAAUGAAACAACAGUAUACAAAAGUUGUUUGACUCAGAAGUUAUUUGGUAUUCAUGUUUCGAUUAACAUCGUCUUGCUUGAGAUUUGUAGAAGUCGAUAUUUUUGCGCACAUUUGCUCGCUUACCUUAGUAACCUCGCCUUUUUGGCGAAUUGCAAGCGUGUGCACGCACUCAAGCUGUUGCCUGUUAUGUGGUGAAAAGAUACUUGAUAUUUUAUGUUAUGAGGUUAUGAUAUUUUAUGAGGUCAUUCAUCGUUUAUAACGGAAAUGGUUUGGCCAGUGGUACAGUGGUACGCAAAAGGGAAAGGUCUUAAAUUUAAAAUAACUAGCAACGGGUCGUUAUAGCAGAAAUGAAGAUCAACGAGUUUCUUAUACCUAAAAACGACACACAAAGCGUCAGCUGAGACACCCUUCUUUUGUAAUCAAUUCCCCAUCAGCGCUCGAGUCAAGGUUAAAAUGAUUACUAGCAGCAGUUUGUAAGUUAAUAUCAACAGCCUAUCAGUUACCCACUAGUAGAGAAAAAAUAUUGGUUCACUACCUCUUUCACCGGGCCGUGGCAUGCACUGAGAUUACAUCUACUCUAAGGUGAAUCAUACCAUAAGAUAGAAAGCAAUGCUUUAAGGUUCAAACAUUUGCAAUGAAAAUGCAGUAAAUCGUCCAAACUGCAUGAUAUUUAGUAGAUUCGUGGUAGAUACAAUAUUGAAAUGCUUUUACAUUUUACACUGACGAACAGAAAGAAAACAGUUUGAGUUUGCAAUGAAAAUGCAGUGGUACAGUGGUACGCAAAAGGGAAAGGUCUUAAAUUUAAAAUAACUAGCAACGGGUCGUUAUAGCAGAAAUGAAGAUCAACGAGUUUCUUAUACCUAAAAACGACACACAAAGCGUCAGCUGAGACACCCUUCUUUUGUAAUCAAUUCCCCAUCAGCGCUCGAGUCAAGGUUAAAAUGAUUACUAGCAGCAGUUUGUAAGUUGAUAUCAACAGCCUAUCAGUUACCCACUAGUAGAGAAAAAUAUUGGUUCACUACCUCUUUCACCGGGCCGUGGCAUUCACUGAGAUUACAUCUACUCUAAGGUGAAUCAUACCAUAAGAUAGAAAGCAAUGCUUUAAGGUUCAAACAUUUGCAAUGAAAAUGCAGUAAAUCGUCCAAACUGCAUGAUAUUUAGUAGAUUCGUGGUAGAUACAAUAUUGAAAUGCUUUUACAUUUUACACUGACAAACAGAAAGAAAACAGUUUGAGUUAGCGGGGGGUUUUGAGUUAUCUAAGUAUAAACGACUAAAAGGGGAGACUGGUUAGGAAACCCAGCAAACUUCAAAGGACACAUAAACAAAAGGCACUCUGAUGUCGAUCAAACCCAUCACGUGAUCAGAAAGGUGUACAAACCGAGCAUACAUUUAAAGAAAACAUGGGCGAUAUUUAUUUAUACGCGUCGCUUAUUGGUUUAUUUGAAACUUUGUUUUUCUUAUUAGUUUUCUUUUUAUUUUUGUCUUUAUAGUUUUACAUGUUUUAUCGCAAUUGCAAUCUGAUCUCUACAGCCCUAGAAAAUUAAUUUUAUGCAGCCAUGUAUUUUUUGUACAAUUUUUGUAAAUUUCAUAGAGAGGGUGGCCAACUUUCACGCGCUUCGACUUUGCGGUCCCGUACUAUAAUUCAUAAAUUUGAUUAAGAAACAAUGAGUGCGAUCUUUUGUCAUUAUAUGGGAAUGGAAGCAGGCUUUUAAGCAACCAGGAAAGGGCGCAAAAUUGGGGUCUUAAAAAGGGCAUUGAAGAACAGCCAGUGGACUGGUCUCCAGAACCUUCGGUCGUCCGCUGUCAAAACAACCGCAGGCACUGGGUACGAGAUUGUCGUUUUCGCAGAUGGCAGAAAAUGAAUGUGAGACAAGACGCCGAUAUCACUACGAUGACGUCUUCGAGCACAUCCGGUCAUUUGGUCACGUGCAAGUGUUGCUUUAACUGUCAAUUUUCCUUUUGAUCCUUGGGAUGGCAACACAGUAUGGGGUACUGGUGUUUGCCAUGGGAACGCCAAAAUUCUACUGCGUAGACGUGAACAGCACGUGUCCAGAUAAAAAUAUGUGUUGCGCUAGCUGCACGACGUAUGCCUAUGAAAAAGGCCAGUUCACCUCCACGGUUACUGAGGUAAGGUGAUCACGUGAAAAGCACGUUGGACAACACGUGUCCAGAGAAGAAGGUGUGUUGCGCUAACUGUACGUUUAUAAGCAAGGCCAGUUCACCUCCACUAUUACUGAGGUAAGGUGAUCACGUGGACAACACGUGUCCAGAUAAGAAUGUGCAUUGCACUAACUGCACGACGUAUGUUUAUGAGGAAGGCCAGUUAAUCCUUACUAAGGUAAGGUGAUCACGUGGAGAGCACGUAUUCAGGGCGAAGGUCGUAUGCUUAUGAGGAAUCUCACUUUACUUUCAGUGGAAGCUGCUGAGUGAAAUCUCACUUUACUUUUAGUGGAAGCUGCUGUGUGAAAUCUCACUUUACUUUCAGUGGAAGCUGAUGUGUGAAAUCUCACUUUACUUUCAGUGGAAGCUGCUGUGUGAAAUCUCACUUUACUUUCAGUGGAAGCUGCUGUGUGAAAUCUCACUUUACUUUCAGUGGGAGCUGCUGUGUGAAAUCUCACUCUUUCAGUGGGAGCUGCUGUGUGAAAUCUCACUUUACUUUCAGUGGAAGCUGAUGUGUGAAAUCUCACUUUACUUUCAAUGGAAGCUGCUGUAUUAAAUCUCACUUAACUUUCAGUGGGAGCUGCUGUGUGAAAUCUCACUUUACUUUCAGUGGAAGCUGAUGUUUGAAAUCUCACUUUACUUUCAGUGGAAGCUGCUGUAUGAAAUCUCACUUUACUUUCAGUGGAAGCUGCUGUGUGAAAUCUCACUUUACUUUCAGUGGACGCUGCUGUGUGAAAUCUCACUUUACUUUCAGUGGAAGCUGCUGUGUGACCGCGCCUACCUUGCAGCCACAAUCCAGUCUUUUUACUUCGCAGGGAUGUACUUUGGCGCCCUCACCGGUGGAUGGUUGGCAGACAACUUUAGAAGGAAUUCCACUAUGUUUAUUGGAACUAAAGGAAUGGCUCUCGCUUCACUGGGCUCCUCAUUCUCUGACGCCAUCUCGUUGCUUCGCUUCAUCGUCGGCUUCUUCCAGAUGGGUGUAAAUGUAACAUAUUUUGUCUACGCCAUCGAGAUCUUGGGGCAGAAGCAUCGCACUCUCGGAGGACAGCUCGCCGGCUUUCUCUGGAGUAUCGGGUACUCGGGCACGGCUCUCUUUGCGUAUUUAAUCAGAGAUUGGCGGAUGCUGAUCAUUGCUGUCAGAGUCCCUGGGUUGAUCUUCGUUCUAUUGUGGAGAAUUUUCCCCGCCACUCCCCGCUGGCUCAUCGCUCACAACCGGCUAGACGAAGCAUACUCCGUCUUGCUCAAAUUUGGAAGCAAAGACUCUAAACCUAUUGACGAGCAAGCGCUUAGAGAGCUGAUUGAAAACGUUAGACAAGACCAACUGGAACGGCACAAAGUGGACGACAAAAGAUACACGAUGUUGGACUUGGUGCGAACACGGAAACUCAGGAAGAGGUCGUUCAUCCUUUUCUGCACUUGGUUAGUAUGUGCGAUUGUUCACUUCGGCCUCUUCCUGUACGUGACGAGUAUGCCAGGAAACCUGUACAAUAGCUACGUCAUGAAUAUCAUCACCUUCCCGAAAUCUUUGGAAAUGGUCUUCAUCAUGAACAAAGCACUCCGUAAUCAUAACAGUGUUCGCCAUUCUCGGGAAGUCGUUCAUGAGUGUGACGUUCAUGAACGCGUUACUUUAUGGCACUGAGCUUUUCCCAACUGUCGUCAGGUCUAACGCCCUUGCUUGCGGUACCAUGAUUUCAAGGCUUGGCGUCAUACUGACCCCAUACAUAGCAAUGCUGGGGCAAUUGCCAAAUUACGGCAUGUACGUUCCUGCUACCAUGUUUGGUGUUCUGACGCUUGUUGGGGCGAUCAUGUCGCUAUGGUUACCAGAGACGCUGUUCGCCAAGUUAUCUCAGACGGUGGAGGAAGCCGAGGCGGCCAAAGAGGACUUCUCCGUCAUCUGCUGGGGACAUCACAAGAGACGCAAGCGAGAGGCCGAGGAGGAAGACCUGGGCGAUGACUAUAUCAAGGAUACUGAGCUAUAAAUUCACAGUGCAGCGCGCGCUACAAUGGUAACCUUGACAUAAACCAAUCAGGAUGCAAGAAACAUUUCCUGGUUGACAUGAACAGUCUUCUGUUUAUUCGUGAGAUCGGUGUGUGUUUUUAUCGGCGUGACUUUUUCUCUCUCUGUAAUUUGACAAUAAAACGGGGACAGACUUGGCGCCCGAGCCUCCCAACAUGCAUCUUGGGAAAUAAAUAGUUUGUCACUUCGUCAUGUGACUGUUUCUUUAGCACAGGUAUCCCAGUCUCUGUAUUUGCCCGUUCUGUAUAAAGCGAUAUACAGUAGUUCAGUGUUAAAUUUGUGAAUUACUUCGUAAGAAUCAUGAAGCUAUUUUUACUUUCGCUUUAAAGCUCCUCUUUGAUGUUGCUUAUCUCAACUCAUCUGAAUUCCACGAUAAUUAGAAUCGAUGGAGAAACAGAAUUUAAAGUAUUUGAGUAUUUUGAACACAAUACGUUCCGGGCUCCAGGCUGCGUCUCUAUUCUACGUCACACCCUGCAUUGCCUGAUGUCGUGAUUCAAGGUUUCCUUAAGGUUGGUUCUCACUAGGACGCAAGCGUAAGCGCAAACGGAAGCGCAAGUGAGAAUCGGUCAAACACAAGCGCAAGCGCAAGAAAAUCAAGCAGUUGAGUUCUUUUGCGCUUCCGCUUGCGCUUAUGUUCUAGUGAGAAUCGGGAAACUACGUGCCUUCCGUUUGCGCUUACGUCCAAAUGAGAACCAACACAGUGUGACGGACAAACGUCACACUGUGAACUCCGUUAUGCGUGAAGUUGAGCAAUAAAGCAAUGCUUAUGCUAAUUGAAGCUUCUCAAGCCGAACUCUUGUUUAAUUUUAAGACAAAAGUCCACUCGAUUGAAUCGCCUUUCGACACACUCCAAGUUACUCACACGAAAUCCGAACUUUUUCCGGACAUGACGUCACACUGUGGACUUCGUUAUGCGUGAAGUUGAGCUUCAUAAAGCAAGGCUCCACUGCUUAUGCUAAUUUGAAGGUCUUCAAUUACUUCUCCAGCUACAAUCUUGUUUGCUUUAAGACAAAAGUCCACUCGAUCGAAUUGCCUUUUGACACACUCAAAUUUGGACACAAGGAGCUCGCAAAAGGCGCAAAAUAAGAGUGGAAAAAUGGCGAUGAACGCUCUAGACGCCGGUACUAUCACAGCAUGUGUGCUAGCCCUAGUCCUCCUCCUGCUUUUUACCACUUACACGUGGUUGAAGUGGCGACGACGGGAGCUACAGCGCAUGCGUCGUCCACAAGAAACCGUUUGUACGAAGCAAAAUCCUAUCUUCGAGGAAGAGAUGCAGAAUAUUGACGAAAAGCCGGCUCAUGAAAACUUACAAGCUAUGGGGCACAUGGCAGGGUCUAUAUCUCUUCUUAACAAAACCGCUGAAAAAGAAUUCUACCCGAAGCAUACACAAGCGACUCCACAGCUAUCCCAUGCACAGGUUUAUAACCCAAAGGAGUCUUCCAUAUCAUCCAAAAUGGACUUUACCCGCUCGCCUGAAAGAGACCACAAACUAUCCCAGUCAUCUUACCAAGGAAGCCCUGAACUACAAGAGAAAGACGGACGUGUAUCGACUUUUCUAUAGAUCCGGGCAAAGUUUGUUUUUAGAAAGAAUUCAGUAGUACCUCCAUUGUGGUUUACGUAUACCAGGAUGCACCACGCGCAUGGUUGCUGCUUGUAUAUUAGACAUUCACAAAUGUCGUUGUAGUUAAGAGAGCGCCAAUUUGAGUGGCACGAAGAACUAUUUUGGAUUUAUUUUUUAUUAUCGGUAGCGUCACUUAUUGCUACACAAGCUUUUACAUUAAUCGAUUUUGUACUAACAUAGACAUCCUAUUCAUCAUAGCGUCUUAAAACACGCACAAAAAAAGGACUCGGGAGCAUCGAAUUAAAUUUUUAGCCGUAUCAAACCCUAAAAAAAACUGAACAAAACGAUUCUUACUAGAAAUAAAAGACUCACGGCGUAUAAAGGUUUUUCCUUUUCCAUUUAUUUUCAAAAUUCAUUUUAAUCGCAGCAAGUUAUCCAGCAGGUUGUCAUUGAAUUUUCCGAAGUUUUACACGUCUAAAGUACAACUUGUACUUUUGUAGCUUUGUUUGUUUGUUUGUUUUUGUUUUUGUUUUCCAGCGCGCGCGGUACAAUUCGCGGCGGGACCGUGGGAUGCGACCGAAUAUAAUUGGAGCGUUCAACUUUCUAUGAAGCUAUCUAAAUAAAAUAAAAUUAAGAUUUCUAAA
Nematostella vectensis (starlet sea anemone) is the source of this 7264-nucleotide messenger RNA. RefSeq names its product organic cation/carnitine transporter 4. The coding region runs from base 3662 to 4681 and encodes 339 amino acids. Gene Ontology annotation, molecular function: transmembrane transporter activity. The transcript has 8 exons. NCBI's taxonomy places the organism in Eukaryota, Metazoa, Cnidaria, Anthozoa, Actiniaria, Edwardsiidae. Gene Ontology annotation, cellular component: membrane. The record is from RefSeq and is a predicted model, not a curated record. Gene Ontology annotation, biological process: transmembrane transport.